UAUCCCUUGAUGUCACGAUAUCUAAUCUUGCCCGCAAAGGCAUAGUCGUGCCCUAGUUUAGCUGUCCGCGAUUCUACUUGACGUCUCUUCUCUCUCUUCGCCGUCCCCUCGCUGUUCUCCGGUCGUCACCGCCUGGUCUCCGCUUGCUCUUACCCUGGCGCUAGGGAAAGUACCAUUUUAUGCUUGAGCUUGAUAAGUGAAAGUUCAUAUGGCUGCAUCUGAAAGAAUAGUUUCAUUUUCAUCACUUUCUAAUGUCAAAGAGAACCAGUACAAGAAAAACUUUACCCAUAAUUCUCAGGGUGUCAUGGGAGAUCAUACUCUCCAAUCAGGGCCAAGAACAUUUAGUCGAGAUUAUGAGUAUUCAUUUGCAGAUGAAUCUGACUUUGUUGAUGGAUAUGGUUCAGAAGAAGAACACUAUGACUCAGCACAACGAUCCAAGGCUGAGCCUGAAGUGAAUUUGAAAAACGUAAUAAGUGGAAUAGCUGCAAUUCUAACAGGACGCAGUAAAGGUCUUGCUAGCAUUCAACCUCAACAGAAUUUCUGCUCGAGUGUGUCAUUUAUUGGCUAUGAAAAGGAUGGCGAGAGCUAUUUGCAUUCAUCUGUCUGUACACCAAGUGCUCCACCAUUACUUGAGCCAGAAUCUAUCAAUUACAGUGCAUAUAGAGAUGUACUUGAAGCAGAGCCUCCAGAAUGGUUGCCAGAUAGUACCACUAUAGUCUGCAUGCAAUGCUCUUCUCCUUUUACAGCUCUUACGCGGGGAAGACAUCAUUGUAGGUUUUGCGGUGGUGUCUUCUGCAGAGCAUGCACAAAGGGGAGGUGCUUGUUGCCUGUUAAAUUUCAUAUGCGAGACCCUCAAAGAGUUUGUGAUAUUUGUUUUGAUAGGCUUGAUCCUUUGCAGAGUAUAUUGAUAAAUUCAAUUAGCAAUGCCGUCCAGUCUGCAAAACAUGAUGUUACUGACUGGACCUGCACUAGAGCAUGGUUGAAUUUACCUUUGGGUUUGUCAAUGGAACAUGAAAUAUACAAGGCAGCUAAUACUUUGAGGGGUUACUCACAGGUUGCUAGACUAACUCCUGAUAAGUCCAUUCCCCAAGCUGUCUUAAAGGAUGCGAAAGGGCUUGCCAUUCUAACAAUGGUUAAAGCUGGCACUAUAAUUUCAUACAAGUUUGGCACUGGUCUCGUGGUAUCUCGAAGGGCGGAUGGAACGUGGUCUGCUCCAUCUGCCAUACUAUCUGUUGGUCUGGGAUGGGGAGCUCAGAUAGGAGGGGAACUCAUGGACUUCAUUGCUGUGCUUCACGACUCCGAAACUGUGAAAACAUUUUGCAGUCAAAUGCAUUUUUCGCUUGGAGCAGGUAUAAGUGCUGCAGCAGGGCCAAUUGGCAGGGUUUUGGAGGCAGAUCUCCGGGCUGGGGAUCGAGGACGUGGUGUCUGCUAUACAUACAGCUGCAGCAAAGGUGCUUUUAUUGGGGUCUCAAUGGAAGGAAACAUUGUUUUUACAAGGAUGGAUGCGAACCUUCGUUUCUAUGGUGACCCUUAUCUGACUACGACAGACAUUUUACUGGGGACAGUGGAGAGACCAAAGGCUGCAGGUCCACUGUAUUCUGCUCUCCAUGACCUUUAUACAUGUAUUUGACCACCAACUAUAAAUAUUUUUUUUAACGGUAAAAUUGUUGGUCUUGUUAAAUAAGCCACUAGAAAAUUCAUCUUCCUGAAAUUGUUCAUAUCUGAUAUGGGAGCCGAUGAUGUAUAUAUAUUUAAGAAUUCGGCAAAAAAAAAAAAAUCUGCCUUGCAGAACCUUAUUUGUACAUUUGUUCAAAAUAAAUGUUGUGUUUAUUAAACUUGCUGCUUCUUCAGUCUUUA
Molecule: messenger RNA, 1857 nt
Organism: Dendrobium catenatum
Lineage: Eukaryota; Viridiplantae; Streptophyta; Magnoliopsida; Asparagales; Orchidaceae
Exons: 5
Coding region: 209-1630 (473 amino acids)
Molecular function (GO): metal ion binding; phosphatidylinositol binding
Source: RefSeq, a predicted model, not a curated record